Seriola dumerili (greater amberjack) is the source of this 6762-nucleotide messenger RNA. RefSeq names its product solute carrier family 12 member 6 (gene slc12a6). Gene Ontology annotation, cellular component: membrane. The record is from RefSeq and is a predicted model, not a curated record. Lineage: Eukaryota; Metazoa; Chordata; Actinopteri; Carangiformes; Carangidae. Gene Ontology annotation, molecular function: potassium:chloride symporter activity. Gene Ontology annotation, biological process: chemical synaptic transmission; potassium ion homeostasis; cell volume homeostasis. Bases 750 to 4325 code for a protein of 1191 amino acids. The transcript is spliced from 27 exons.
UUGGGUCGGUUGGACAAAAAAGUGCCGUGAAAACCUGGGAGCGGAGCCAAUUCUUCCCAGAUGUAACUGAAAACAGUCGUAUGGUGGACGCAUUUCUUACGGGAAACUUCAAACAGCAGAAAGUAGAAAGACACUUUUAUCUCCAGGGUGCAAGUCAGACAAAGUCUAUAUGUGUUUACUUGACAAAAGGCAGAGAGAAAGACGUCAGUCCUCAACUACAGGAAUCAAGACAUAGAGUAGGUAGAAAAGAUUCUGUACAGAUACACUAUUUCAAUUUGACGUAAAAGGAAGACGAAAAAGAUUGAGCUUGACACAACAAGAAGAGAUCCCCUCAGCUCUUUAUGUAUGUGUGAUUAUCAUCACUGCCAGCUGCUUGAAACCACAUGCACACAUUCAUAGGAAAGAAAUAAUUCCUGUGCUGGUAUCACUUUCAAACAGAAUCAGAAAGUCUUUUGCACUUGUAGGCGCAGAAAGAGGCCUUUGGUACAGUUUCUUUCACAUGCCUGGUGGAAGACGACUACUUUGCUUCAAUGGAGAAUUGCAGCUGCAAAGGGACAAAUUGUAGUGGCCGCUGUUACCUCGGCAUCACCUGGGAGAAAGCCUAGCCUAGCCUAGCUUAGCUCAAGUCAGCACAGCCCUGCUAGCUAGUCCGUGAAACCUCCCCAACACCUCUGCCCCCUAGCCAUCCAUCUUCUCCUGCCUCCCAUACAUCCCUCGCCUCCUCGUCUAACUUUUCCAAGUGAGUUGCCAUGGCAUCAGUGCGCUUCACGGUGACGCCCACCAAGGCGGAGGACCUCCCGGGGCUGUCCGACACAUCUCCUGACAUCAGCUCCCGCUCCGGUGCCCGCGUCCGCUUCGGCUCCAGGGAGAGUGUCAAUCGAAGUGACCCUCUCAGCGAGACGUCGGGAGGCCUGACAACUACUGCCACAGCAGGAGGAGGGACUGACACGCCAGACCACAGCAACACAGAGCAAGGUGAUGGAAAUUCCAAAAUCUCCAGUGUGUAUAUCAACAACAGUCACGGGGUGGAUGAUGAUGACUUCUAUGACAGAAACUUGGCCUUAUUUGAGGAGGAGAUGGACACUCGGCCGAAGGUGUCCUCUCUCCUCAAUCGCCUGGCCAACUACACCAACCUGACACAGGGGGCCAAGGAGCACGAGGAGGCCGAGAGCAUUGGUGAGAAGAAGAAAGCCAGCAAGUCGCCACAGAUGGGCACGUUUAUGGGCGUUUACCUGCCUUGCCUCCAGAACAUCUUUGGCGUCAUCUUGUUCUUGCGGUUGACCUGGGUGGUGGGGACUGCUGGGGUGCUGCAGGCCCUCUGUAUUGUCUUCGUAUGCUGUUGCUGUACAAUGUUGACUGCAAUAUCGAUGAGUGCAAUCGCCACUAAUGGAGUUGUACCAGCGGGAGGAUCUUACUUCAUGAUCAGCCGCUCUCUGGGUCCAGAGUUUGGGGGGGCGGUGGGCCUGUGUUUCUACUUGGGCACCACCUUCGCUGGAGCCAUGUACAUCCUGGGAGCCAUCGAGAUCCUUCUGAUGUACAUAGCACCUAAGGCAGCUAUUUUUGAGUCAAAGUACCCUGAUGGCGAAGGGGCGGCCAUGUUGAACAACAUGCGUGUCUACGGCUCCAUUUGUCUCCUCCUGAUGUCCUUGUUGGUCUUUGUGGGCGUGAAGUACGUCAACAAACUGGCCUCCAUUUUCUUGGCCUGCGUCAUCGUCUCCAUUGUCUCCAUCUACAUCGGCGCGCUGGUCUCUGCCUUCAAACCACCAAAUUUUUCCGUGUGCAUGCUGGGAAACAGAACCAUCAACGGUCAUGAAAUUUAUGACAGCCAGUGUGCAAAAACCAUCCUGCAGCAGAUCAAGGAGCCGGUGGAGAAAGAUGAUGUCAACUUUACAAUUACUAAUGAAAACAGCACUGUAGGCCCGACCUUUGACCCCACCCACGCUCCUGUUCUGGUGGAGAAGACCACAUAUCUUUGGAAACAGUUUUGCCAUGGUCCAGACCUCAACUCCUCCUGUGAUGAAUACUUCAUGUCCAACAACUUUUCAGAGAUUGAAGGGAUCCCCGGUCUGGCCAGUGGGAUCAUUUCAGAGAACGUGUGGAGCUCGUACCUCAGCAAAGGGGAUGUGGUGGAGAAAGGCUCCCUCAACUCGUCUCACUUUGCACAUCCGGCAUCCACGCACCAACCCUAUGUGUUUGCUGACAUCACCACCUCCUUCACACUGCUGGUGGGCAUCUUCUUCCCCUCUGUCACAGGAAUCAUGGCUGGUUCGAACCGGUCGGGGGAUCUGAAAGACGCCCAGCGCUCAAUCCCCAUCGGAACCAUCCUCGCCAUCCUCACCACUUCUAUCGUCUACCUGAGCAGCGUUGUUUUGUUUGGAGCUUGCAUCGACGGGGUGGUCCUCAGAGACAAAUUUGGUGACUCAGUGAAAGGAAAUCUAGUGGUGGGGACUCUGGCUUGGCCGACUCCCUGGGUCAUUGUGAUUGGAUCUUUCUUCUCAACGUGUGGCGCAGGCCUCCAGUCGCUGACCGGCGCUCCCCGACUCCUGCAGGCCAUCGCCAAGGACAACAUCAUCCCCUUCCUCCGGGUGUUUGGUCAUGGGAAGGCUAACGGGGAGCCCACCUGGGCCCUGCUGCUGACUGCCCUGAUUGCUGAGCUGGGGAUUCUCAUCGCCUCUCUGGACCUGGUGGCUCCCAUCCUUACAAUGUUUUUCCUGAUGUGUUAUCUGUUUGUAAACCUGGCCUGUGCCCUCCAAACCCUCCUGAGGACACCCAACUGGAGACCGCGCUUUUCCUACUACCACUGGACCUUGUCAUUUUUGGGGAUGAUUAUCUGCCUGGCGCUCAUGUUCAUAUCCUCUUGGUACUACGCAAUCGUUGCCAUGGUGAUCGCAGGCAUGAUCUACAAAUACAUUGAGUAUCACGGAGCGGAGAAAGAGUGGGGGGAUGGGAUCCGUGGUCUCUCACUCAGCGCUGCCCGUUAUGCCCUCCUGAGGUUGGAGGAGGGACCACCGCACACCAAAAACUGGAGGCCUCAGCUGUUAGUGUUACUAAAACUGGACGAAGACGCCCACGUCAAGUCUCCUCGUCUACUGACGUUUGCCAGCCAGCUGAAGGCGGGAAAGGGCCUGACCAUCGUUGGCACUGUUGUCUCUGGCAACUUCCUACAGAGCUAUGGAGAGGCCCUCGCCGCUGAACAGACUCUAAAGCACCUGAUGGAUAAGGAGCGUGUGAAGGGCUUCUGUCAGUGCAUCGUGGCUCAGAAGCCACGUGAAGGCAUUAGCCACAUGAUCCAGUCCAGCGGCCUGGGAGGAAUGAAGCCCAACACUGUGGUGAUGGGCUGGCCUCACGCCUGGAGGCAGAGCGAGGACCCACAGGCCUGGAAAACCUUCAUCAACACAGUGCGGGUGACCACAGCAGCCCACCUGGCCCUGCUGGUGCCCAAAAACAUCUCUCUGUUCCCCAGCAAUAGUGAACCCUGCGCAGAGGGCUACAUCGACGUCUGGUGGAUUGUGCAUGACGGGGGGAUGCUGAUGUUGCUGCCCUUCCUCUUGCGCCAGCAUAAGGUGUGGCGUAAAUGUGGGAUGCGAAUCUUCACAGUGGCUCAGAUGGAGGAUAAUUCGAUCCAGAUGAAAAAGGACCUGGCAACCUUCCUCUAUCACCUACGCAUUGAGGCUGAGGUGGAAGUAGUUGAGAUGCAUGACAGUGAUAUCAGUGCGUACACGUAUGAAAGGACCCUGAUGAUGGAGCAGAGGUCUCAGAUGCUCCGACAGAUGCGACUCUCGAAAUCAGACCGGGAAAGAGAGGGAAACCCUGGUAGCAGCAGCAGUAGGCCAGAGGCAGGUGGAGCUACAAGGUCUCAGGCUCAGCUGGUGAAGGAUCGUAACUCCAUGCUGCGUCUGACGAGCAUCGGAUCAGACGACGACGACGACACCGAUGCCGGGGAGCGAGACAGGGUGGUGAGCAGCGGCGGAGGGGGCAGCUCCGAACACCACCGUCGAGUUCAGAUGACCUGGACCAAAGAGAAGACCUCGCAGUACAGAGCCACACACUCCGGCUGCUCCACACCCGAGGGCUUCAGAGACAUGCUCAGCAUCAGGCCGGACCACUCUAACGUCAGGCGGAUGCACACUGCCGUCAAACUCAACGAGGUCAUUGUCAACAAAUCCCAUGAUGCCCGACUUGUCCUGCUCAACAUGCCAGGACCGCCCAGGAACCCAGACGGAGACGAGAACUACAUGGAGUUCCUCGAAGUUUUAACAGAAGGACUGGAGCGUGUCCUGUUGGUGAGAGGUGGAGGAAGUGAAGUCAUCACUAUCUACUCCUGAAUGGACAAAACGGAGGAAGCCAGUGGUAAAGAAGCAGCCAGUCGCGCAGAAGUGAGCGAAGGGAGACGGAGGGGCCUGUGAGCUCUGGGGAUGUGGGCCCAAAAAGAGAGACUGUCAUUGGCUGCAGCGUCAGUCUUCACGCCCAACACCCCACCCAGCCCUUUUCCUUUCAUGUUUUACACUUUUCUGUCACGACAAGGGUUUCCAUUCUACUUCUGUCGAGCUACAGAAAUGCCAACACAAUUCCACGAAUGAGCAAAAAAAGAAAAAAAAAAAACAAGUGUGUGUGUGUUUGUGUGUGUAUAUGAAAGUUAUCCAUCUGAAGAAGGUUUGGUUUAUCGGUGAAGGGACCAGCAUUGUGUUAAGAGCGAGAGUGUUAGGGCCGUGGACCACUGAAUGAAAAAACGUAGAGCGCGAGAGGCUGUGAAGCGUCCCAGAACGGAGCAGUCUUUGCACUGACGAGACUCAGGGUUGCUUUUUGUACAGAAUGUAUUUUGGAAGCAGAUGUGUGUUAGCCUGAAUGUCUGAAUCAAGUGUUUUUGUUGUUUUCUUUUCUCCUUGAAAACAUCUAAAAGUUUAUUCCAGUGCUUCAUGAAAACUGGUUAAGUAACACUGCAUCAAGAGAGUGUGGAGUCCAUCUUAGUACUGCACAUGAGGAAUAUCAGUGUGCUUUUGUGCCAUCUCCUUACUUGAAAGUGUAACAUGUUUAAGGAGAUGAAAGGAAGAAAUGGUUAUCAGUUGCACAUCAAUACUGGCCUCUUUUGAUAUCCACCAUAUCCAAUAGUAUUUGCACAAACCUCAAAAUUUGUUUUAUCCACAGUGAAGUUCAAAGUGGAGUAACACGGAAUUAUUAUUCUGGUUAUUGUGUGUGUUCGUAUGAACCUGCUGCUAUUUCUCACAAUCUACUCUCGUAUAGGAAACCAUUUCUGCCAGGAAAGAAAAAGAAAGUUAAACAGUUAGUUAUGAUGAGCACAAAACUGCUCAUGGAGAGUGAAAAUAUGGAUAGUGUGUCUUAAUUUAUUGGAUACUUUUUUUUUUUUUUUUGUCAAAUUUUUUUGAGUCAAAAUUAAAAGAUGCAAAUUAUUGAAUCAUAAUUUAAAAAUUUGUCAAACUUGAAAUCAAAACUGACCUACUUAAUUUACAAGACAUGUCAAAAUUGGAUUAAAAAAGUUUUUUUUUCCAAUUUUUGUCAAAAUUAUGAAAUAAAAAUUUCAAAUUAUAGUUGAAAUGAGAUUAAAAAAAGAUUAAAAUUAAGAUUUUGCACAUCUUAUGAUAUAAGUCAUCAUUAGGAGAUAAAUAAAAAUUCUGUUAAGUUAAAAUUGUGAGCUACUAAGUCAAAAUUAUUUGAUAAACAGUCAAAAUUCUUACUUCAAGUCAAAAUGAUAUGAUGACGUUAUCUCUUAAUUUUGAUUUUGGAGUAUAAAUUGUAUUUUAUUUUAUUUUUCCAUUAUUUUAUUUAUUUUUUAUUUUUUGUCUUAGCAGAAGUGGGCUUCCAUACAUUAUACAUACAUAUUGUGAUGAAAACAAAUGACAGAAAUUAUGUACAAUUGCCACCUGACACAUAUCUUCAGCAGUCCGCUCUGCUCAUACGUGUUGUCAGCUGUUAGAUGGAUAUAGCUUGGUUCCUUAAAUCAAGAGGGGGGCUGUCUUUAUGCAACACAUUUAUGGAUUUGUCAACAUCAACCGAGAUCCCAGGAAAACGCAUCAAAUGAACUAAACCAAUGUAAAGGAAGUUAUCAGAGGUUUCUCUGUGUUGUGCCAUAAACCGGCCCACAUUGGACUGCAUGUGAAUAGUUAGUAAGUUAAAGUAGACGGUAGAGUGUGUUUAAAGAAGCGAGGUCAGACUUUGCGGUUGUUGUUGUUGUUGUUGUUGUUGUGAAGGCCUUGGAAAGGGAAGAAUUUGGAAAGUAUUGUUGACACACUGGACCAUCGUGGAGAGGACCACUGCACUGCAUGCUGUCAAAAUGUCAUCUUCACUCAGAGAGAAGUGUUUAUGUAUAUGUGUGUGCGCAGCAUGGAUGAUACGUGUUCAUUUAACAGAGCAAAAUAGUGUUCUCCAUUCCUUCUAAUGAGAAAAUCUGCUACGCUGUGUAGCACAAGCUUGUGCCCUGAAACUCUCCACUUCACCAUACACCUGAAAUCCACCUGCUGACAUCCUGCUUUGUCUGUGUUUAUGUGUGUCUGAAAGAGCGUGUGUGAACGUGAGCUUGUUGCUAAAGUAAGGAGCUGUAAACUAGAGGUGUUUGAUUCCACUCUAAUGCUUUGUUCUUUUUAUUUUUUACAGUGUUAUUGUGCAGGGAUUCUUUCAUGUUCAUUGUUAUUUCCUAAACAUUGUUUUCUUGCUUGUACAUAAAGACAAAAAAAGAUCCCAAGUUUUAUCUUUUUUUAAUUACAUUAAUAUAAAAAGGAAUCAUAAAAAACUUUGCUUGAAAAAACA